AUGGCGGCGGCGGCAACGGCGGUGGGUGUCAGGCUCCGGGACUGCUGCAGCCGGGGCGCCGUCCUGCUGCUCUUCUUCUCUCUGUCUCCUCGGCCUCCGGCCGUGGCUUCCUGGCUACUGGGACUGCGGCCCGAGGACACCGCGGGAGGCCGCGUGUCCCUGGAGGGGGGCACCCUGCGCGCGGCUGAAGGCACCAGUUUCCUUCUGCGCGUCUAUUUCCAGCCGGGGCCCGCGGCUCCCGCGGCGAGGAUCCCCGCACCCACCUUCUCCCCGGGGGAAAACGGUACCGGCGACUUGGCUCCACGUAUCGUGUUUAUCGAGGAACCCCCAGGCGGGAGCGGCGUGCCUCCCAGCGCAGUUCCCACGCGGCCCCCAGGGCCACAGCGCUGCCGCGAGCAGAGCGACUGGGCGUCGGACGUGGAGGUUUUGGGGCCCCUUCGCCCCGGAGGCGUGGCAGGCUCGGCCUUAGUCCAGGUGAGGGUGCGGGAGCUGCGCAAGGGCGAGGCGGAGCAGGGCAGCGCGGGCGGUGGCGGGAAGCUCUUUUCGCUGUGCGCCUGGGAUGGACGCGCUUGGCACCACCAUGGCGCAGCCGGCGGCUUCCUGCUGCGCGUCCGGCCCCGGCUUUACGGCCAGGGCGUUAACCUGCUGCCCCCCACGUGGCUGCGGGCACUUGGGGCGCUCCUGCUGCUCGCCCUGUCUGCCCUGUUCAGCGGCCUGCGCCUGAGCUUGCUCUCGCUGGACCCGGUCGAGUUACGGGUGCUGCGGAACAGCGGCUCGGCCACCGAGCAGGAGCAGGCGCGCCGCGUGCAGGCUGUGCGCAGCAGGGGGACCCAUCUGCUCUGCACUCUCCUCCUGGGCCAAGCCGGAGCCAACGCGGCCUUGGCCGGCUGGCUGUACGCCUCGCUGCCUCCGGGCGUAGGGGGCACCGGGGAAGACUACAGUGAGGCAGGGAUUCACUUCCCGUGGCUGCCCGCGUUGGUGUGCACUGGUGCCGUGUUCCUGGGCGCCGAGAUCUGCCCUUACUCGGUGUGUUCGCGCCAUGGGCUGGCCAUCGCCUCACACAGCGUAUGCCUGACCCGGCUCCUGAUGGCGGCUGCCUUCCCGGUGUGCUACCCGCUGGGCCGCUUGCUGGACUGGGCGCUGCGCCAAGAGAUCAGCACCUUCUACACGCGGGAGAAGCUGCUAGAGACGCUACGAGCCGCAGACCCCUACAACGACCUGGUGAAGGAGGAGCUCAACAUCAUUCAGGGUGCCCUGGAGUUGCGCACUAAGGUAGUGGAGGAGGUGCUGACCCCUCUCGGGGAUUGCUUCAUGCUGUGCUCCGACGCUGUGCUGGACUUCGCCACAGUCUCAGAGAUUCUGCGAAGCGGCUACACUCGCAUCCCAGUGUACGAGGGCGACCAGCGGCACAACAUUGUGGACAUUCUGUUUGUCAAGGAUUUGGCUUUUGUGGAUCCAGAUGACUGCACUCCGCUCCUCACCGUCACCCGCUUCUACAACCGACCCUUACACUGCGUCUUCAACGAUACCCGGCUGGACACGGUGCUUGAGGAAUUUAAGAAGGGAAAAUCUCACCUGGCCAUUGUCCAGCGAGUGAAUAACGAGGGGGAAGGGGACCCCUUCUAUGAGGUGAUGGGCAUCGUCACAUUGGAGGACAUCAUAGAGGAGAUCAUCAAGUCAGAAAUCCUGGAUGAAACUGAUCUCUACACCGACAACCGGAAAAAGCAGAGGGUCCCGCACCGGGAGAGGAAGCGACAUGACUUCUCCUUGUUCAGGCUUUCGGACUCAGAAAUGAGGGUGAAGAUCUCGCCGCAGCUUCUGCUAGCCACACACCGCUUCAUGGCUACAGAAGUGGAACCCUUUAAGUCUCUGUACCUUUCGGAGAAGAUCCUGCUCCGGCUCUUAAAACAUCCCAACGUGGUCCAGGAGCUGAAGUUUGAUGAGAAGAACAAGAAGGCCCCAGAACACUACCUCUAUCAGCGCAACCGCCCCGUGGACUUCUUUGUACUGCUUCUACAGGGCAAAGUGGAGGUGGAGGUUGGUAAGGAGGGCCUUCGCUUCGAGAAUGGAGCCUUCACCUACUACGGGGUCCCAGCCAUUAUGACCACUGCUUGCUCAGAUAACGACGUGCGGAAGGUUGGAAGUCUGGCGGGAUCCUCUGUCUUUCUAAACCGGUCCCCUUCUCGCUGCAGCGGGUUGAACCGCUGCGAGUCUCCGAACCGUGAGCGCAGCGACUUUGGGGGGAGCACCAGCCAGCUGUACAGCAGCAGCAACAACCUCUACACGCCCGACUACUCGGUCCACAUCCUCAGUGAUGUGCAGUUUGUCAAGAUCACACGACAACAAUACCAGAAUGCACUCACCGCCUGCCACAUGGACAGCUCACCCCAGUCCCCCGACAUGGAGGCCUUCACUGUGGGGGACUCCACCAAGACCCCAACUACCCAGGGCACACCCCAGACCCCCAAGGACGACGCUGCCAUCUCCCUCCUGAACGACAAGAACAGCCUGCCAUGCAGCCGCUCUGAUGGGCUGAGAGGCACCCGUGAGGUAGUGUACCUGAGGAUGGAGGAGAUGGCCUUCGCCCAGGAGGAAGUGGCCCACUUUGAGGAACAAGGCACGCAGCAACUCUCGCUGUCUCCCACGGCUGUUCCCCCAAGAGCAGCAUCAGGUAGUGAAUGUUAUAAUAUCACCUUGGACACCGAAGGUAGCCCCUGCAGUAGCGACUUGGAGGAAACUGUGGGCAAGAGGCUGCUGAGAACCUUGAGUGGUCGAAAAAAGAAGAGGUCACCAGAUGGGGAGAGAAACUCUGAGGAGAACUCCAAUUUAACACCUCUGAUCACAUGACGGGGCAGAAACAGCGUCCGCUGGGUGUGUGCGAGUGCUGAGCUUUGGGGAGAAGCGCCGUCCAUCGCCUGCUUC
This is a messenger RNA of Chrysochloris asiatica (Cape golden mole), 2922 nucleotides long. It is a transcript of the gene CNNM1, whose product is annotated as cyclin M1. Gene Ontology annotation, biological process: transport; magnesium ion homeostasis. Gene Ontology annotation, cellular component: plasma membrane. NCBI's taxonomy places the organism in Eukaryota, Metazoa, Chordata, Mammalia, Afrosoricida, Chrysochloridae. The transcript has 11 exons. Gene Ontology annotation, molecular function: transmembrane transporter activity. The record is from RefSeq and is a predicted model, not a curated record. The coding region runs from base 1 to 2847 and encodes 948 amino acids.